AUGAACGCUACCAAGAUCCUCCAGCAGGGCCGCCAGCCCAUGAUCCGCUUCCUGGGCAAGCGCGUCACCCCCAGCCAAAUCGACCACUCUCCCAAAGUCCACCCAGCCUCCCCCAACCAGGCUCUGCCCGAGUCGUUCGCCAGCUACCGCCAAAAGGCUCAGCAGCACGGCCCCCUCAACCAGAGCAAAUUCGCGACCGGCCAAAUUGGCGGUGUUCCUGGAAGCUCCCUUGGCCCCAUCGAGGCUGGCAAGGGCAACUACUUCGACCGAUCCGAGCUGCCAAAGCGCUUCCAGCGUCUGGCAUGGACCCAGGCCGAGAUUGACGCUGUCGAGUCCGGCGGCGCCAGCAUGUUCGCUUGAAUGCCCCGAUGCGCAUCUGCUGCGCCGGAACGUGGCGGAUGAAUCACACAAUAUCUAUUUAACAUAUAUAUGCAUGGCGCUUCGCAUUCUUGGGAAUCAGUGGCGAUGCAGAAGGCAAGGCUUGUGUUGAUUUGAGUCAACGGCCCGAGUGCGAGGAUAGCACCGAAUCGGCCAUACGAGUGGACGGAGUGACAAUGGCACUUGCGGGAUUGCGGGGUGCAUGGCGCCUACUUUUAUUUUGAUACCCACCAGACGGGUUACGGGCAAGCAUCACCAGAUUGCUGGGGGAUGAUCAUGUCGGGCGGCUGAUUGACUUACCGAUUGACUGAUUGAUUGAUUGACGGACUCUGUACUGGACCUUCUUCUAUGACUAGAACAACAAGCACGAUAAAAUUCAACAUUAUUCUCAAAUUUUCACUUUCUCUACUGUGUUCUCAUGCCUGAGUGUACGAUCGACGCUGUGAAACGACACUCUACCCACGGCAAUCCGAUAUCGCCCGUCCGUCUUACCAACCCACCCAGAACCCCUCCCUAAAAAUCAAUCACGCCAUCAUCACGCACGCUCAUCAAUUCAACAGUCCAAAUGUCCAGUUCCAAAACCAUUGCGCUUCGCUGGGGCGAUGACAGUUUGACAAUCCACAUUGAUGCGAUCACACCAUCAUCGAAUCUCCCCACAAAUGGGUUUAUCAACUUUUACUUUUUUUUUCUUCACAUGGAGAAGAAAGCAGACUAGCUAGCCGAACCGACCGGACAACCGAAUCAACCCCCACGUGGUUCUGCUCCGAAAUUCCGUGUGUAACAUGACAUGUAGUGUAUACGACUACGCGUGAACAGCGUCAAUUGUUACACAGCGGGGUAGAUCAGAUAACGUGAGAUAUGGUGAAUGCGAGUGGUCUACUGAUCACGCAAUUCGCAAGUUUGACAUUUUCCCCAUGUGAUGUACUACACUUCCCCGGACUAAGUUCUUCGGCCCAAACAAUGAAAAAAUUCGUGAUGUGUGGGAUAGACAAUGCGUGUGGGGGGCUAACGUUGGGGUUGGAGAAUUGGGGUAGAAUGAGUUUUCCGGGUCCUUUUUCCACAUCAUCCACCCACCCACCUUUGCCCCCGCGAUGAUGAUCCUAGGAAAUUGGGGACCCCCCAAAAGAAAGAAGAGAUUUCGCAGAAAAAAAUUCGCCACAACAUAGACAAAUAGAGUGCCUAGUUAGGUAAAGAAAAGGGCCACAGGGAACACACCACUACUACCUACACCAACAUCGCGAUCUGGCUGCUCCCUCAACCCAAGUAGUUCUCCACACCCUUGAGGCGUCCCUUAGGCAAGCCCCGACUAAAGAUUUGACGUGCCGCGAACGGAAGUAAGAAAGACGUGAUUAAAUUAGCAAAUACUAACGAGGUAGGCCGACACGAUUACCAAAUUAAAUCAAAGUAAGAAUGCUACCUGAGUACUUAUAGGAUUACUUAGUAAGCUGCAGUACAAUUGUAGUCAACUUCUCUCAACACCACCAACUAUAGGCACUAGAUUUAUGGUAUCCAACUGCUGCUUAUCAAGGUAAAGGAUAGAAGGGUGUGGCUCCCCUACUCCAACACUUCGCUCCAGCAGUUUACACCAAAGCUUUGGAGAUCCACCUACGACUAAUAAUGACGCCUUCUCAUCGCAAUACGCAAUGUAGGGCACAUCCAGCGU
Messenger RNA from Periconia digitata, 2041 nucleotides. The record is from the annotation of a GenBank genome assembly. NCBI's taxonomy places the organism in Eukaryota, Fungi, Ascomycota, Dothideomycetes, Pleosporales, Periconiaceae.